GCCACAAAAAUCAUUCCAAGGCCGUGAAGUCAUCCAUCUUCAAAGGCUCCUUUGCGCAUUUAGACGCUGGAGCAGCUCAAGAUGCUAGAAAACACCCGACAACAUGAAAGGUGCUUUAAUCUGUUGGCCAACACCACAGGCUUUCUUUGCAAACCCCGAGGGCAACUCAGAUUGUGACUUCUUUAUUUUGAAAAUCAACUUUCCCAUUUCAGGACAAAGCCCUGUUGAACCCUCUUCGGAGCUGUCCCGUUCUGCAGCUUCGGGGCAGGGCAGCAGGAAGAGGACUGCAGGGAACUUAGCUCUUCUGGGGGUCAGAAGCCCGACCUACACUUAUGAACAGGGCUUUGCGGCUGCCCUAGUAAAGCAAGCCAGCACAGUUCUGCCAGAAGAUGACAUGACUACAGGUAUGGAGGAUAACAUAGGGAACCUAGGUAUAGAAGAUGACGUGGUGACUACAGGUGCCAGUGAAGAGCCCCAUGAAACUGGUGGCUUGACAACUCUGGUGCCAGCAAGUACAGAGAGUAAACCAGACAUUCACAUAGAGGAUCUGCCGACGGCAGAAAGCACAGUCCGCGACAAAGAAGACAGCCAGCGGAGGACCACGACACCCCAUAUGGUGGCUAGUCACCCCCCGGAGAAAGCUGAUGGAGACACACAGAUAACAGUUGAAAAAGACGGCUUGGCGACCGUGACCCUGAUUGGAAUCAUAGUUGGGGUCUUACUAGCCAUUGGAAUCAUUGGUGGGAUCAUCGUCGUAGCUGUGAGAAAAAUGUCGGGAAGGCCCUAAAGAGCUGAAGAUUUGUGCCAGCAUGUUCAAAAAAGAGAGUUUCUGACUUCCCCCAUCCCUGAGCAUGUGGGAGAAGAUGACCCAUGGAAAUGCUUGGCCACCCCACUCAGAAAUCCAUGGCGAUCCCUCCGCUUGCCAAAAGUAACCAAAGGAAGGAUAAUUCACAAGACUUGCUCCUCUAAACUUUUGUCUUUUGAAAAAAUAUUUUAAACAUAAAUUUUGUAAAGGAUUAUUUAAGAUAUAAAAAUGCAUAGAAAAUGGAGCAAAAACUAUGUAAACUGAUUUGUAAGUAAGAUAGAUAGUGUCAUUCAGUGUUAGAAGCUGUAAUCGUGCGUUCGUUCCGAUCAUUCUGUUAUUGUUAAAAUGCAUAGGACCCUGGAAAUAUUUAUACUAAUGGAGUCCUUGGGUCUAGUGCUAUGUCAGUAAAUGGCAUAAGCAUUUCGCAAUUUCUGAUAUUGAAAUGUGCACAUUCCAGUCUAGUUUGGUCUGUUUUGAAGGCCUGAUUUCAUGUGAAUAAUCCAGUAGAAAAAUCUAAACUUGGAUCAUUUGUAAUGAGCAACUGCUUUUCACCGGUCCAGAUAAAUCAUUUCAAAGCCAUCCAUUUCAGAUCAUAAACAGGAAGUCUAUACUUUGGAGAAGGGAUUCUGUUUCUCACAGCAAGACCACCGGGCAGGCUCUUGGCUUGCUCUAUGCCUUCUCCAGCAACGACUUGAUGACUGAAACCUUUGCUUCUAUCUGCCCCCUCCUCUUCCCUUAGUUGAUGGGGAGCCAGAGCUAAGGGGAACAGCCUUCUCUCAUUCCCAGGACGCAAGUCCUUCAGAUGGGCCAUUUUGUUCUGGAAUAUGGAGGUGUCAGUCUUGGAUGCUGAAGAGGUUGCUGGAGGCCAAUUGGUGCCUGAGGCUCCAAUGUUCCAGAAACUAAGAACCACAGUGGUCCCCAAACAGAAGGAAAUUCUGUGUGCGCUUCUGUUUUGGUGGGAAACAGAACCCACCAGUCUUCUGAUGUUUACUUUCUGCCUCAGAGGAAAGAUACGGGAGGCAAAACUAAUCUUGUAAAAUACUAAUUUUUAAAAAGCAGCUGGAUUUAAAUACUUGAUUUAAAAAGAAGAUAUUCCCAGUCUUCAUGACAUGCCACGUAUGUCUGUGGGAUCAUAACUGAAAAUACGGUCAUGAAGGAGCCCGGGGCUGUCACUCUGUCCAGCACAGUGCAUUUCUCCCUGGGGUCAAUUGAAUUGUUUUUCCCAAACCAAAAGUUUUUGUGCAGAGCAGGGGCUGGGUCAUGAUCGUGGUUGUGCAGUUCUAAUAUCCUCUAAACUUGUAACAGUUUACAAAACAGGAAAAAGUAAAUGAUCUGUCGGAAAGCAGAGCCCAUUCUUCCAUUUUUUUUUGCAGUGAUGUGUGGAUGUUAUUAUGACCCGUGUGCCCUUCUGUUGCCCAAGUCUAGGCCGUGCACCAGCCCAGGUUCCAUAUUUGAACGUCAACUGAUUAAAAGCAGGGGGUUUAUAAGAAAUCUUUAUGAGCUUAAAUUUAUCCUUCUGUUUCAUCACUUGGAUUCCUGAACAGGAGUUGGAAUAAUGUCCAUUUUGUCUUAAUGUCCUUUCUCUUUUCUUUCACUGGGAGAAAUCACAGCCCACCCCAAGUCAGACACUGGACCCGCUGCCUGCUGGGACAGGACCAUGGGUUUCUUGCUCACAUCUGUGUUGGAGCUCAAUGCCGUGUAGAUGUGUUUUAAAAUAAAACAGAUGAUUGUGUAUAACAA
This is a messenger RNA of Manis pentadactyla (Chinese pangolin), 2545 nucleotides long. RefSeq names its product podoplanin (gene PDPN). Gene Ontology annotation, cellular component: basolateral plasma membrane; apical plasma membrane; filopodium. Lineage: Eukaryota; Metazoa; Chordata; Mammalia; Pholidota; Manidae. Gene Ontology annotation, biological process: cell-cell adhesion; Rho protein signal transduction; positive regulation of extracellular matrix disassembly. Gene Ontology annotation, molecular function: signaling receptor binding; protein-folding chaperone binding; chemokine binding. The transcript has 6 exons. The record is from RefSeq and is a predicted model, not a curated record. The coding region runs from base 104 to 787 and encodes 227 amino acids.